Messenger RNA from Heterotrigona itama, 1475 nucleotides. NCBI's taxonomy places the organism in Eukaryota, Metazoa, Arthropoda, Insecta, Hymenoptera, Apidae. The record is from the annotation of a GenBank genome assembly.
AAAUAAAUAAAUAAAUAAAUAGAUAAAAAGAAAAGAAAGAAUAGGCGACUGUACGUCGGUGAAGCGAGAGCACAAAGUGAUUCGACGAAAUCUUUUGGAAAAAAUUAUCGACGUGCACAGAGGCCGCCGGGAGACCCCCCGUUCGGUUUGAACUUUCCAGAAAAACAGAGCGAGAAAGACAGCGGCUAGGUGUGCAGAGCAAGGUGAGAGAAAAGGAAAGCGACUUACCGCGGUAUAGGAAGAAAAAGAGUGUGUACUCUUCGUCACAAAGUGAGUGCCGGCUAUCGAGAUGGCGUUUAUGAUGCCCGUUAUGAAAAACGAGUGGGACAUUUAUAAGACCAACCGCAGUCGGCGAUCCUCCGAGUGUUCCAACCCUCAGGGCUGUCGCAGUAGGAAGGUAUCGGAGUGUUCAAAAUCCGAAGGGCCAUCAUUGUCCACUUCGCCGGGAUCGGACUUUCUGACGUCGCCGGCUCAUCGUUCGGUACCCCUCACUUCCCGACAUUUCUCAAGAACGUCCUCGAGGGCAUCUCAGAACUCGUUGCAGAGCCCAAGCAAGAGUACCGGCUCGUCUCCGCCGAAAACCGGCAGUUCUAACUCCUUGAAUAAAUUCCACAAUCGAUUAGUGGACAAGCUGAAAAGGUCGAUAAAGAAGGCCGAUGAUACCGCGGAAGAUCAACGAAAUUUGUCGUGAAACAGUCAAGGGGUUUUGGGCCGGCCACCGAUUCCCGGCUCGAAACCGAUCGAGAUCCGACGUACUUCUGCACCCAUUACCACGUCCGCGACGAUCUACGAGGGGGUGGCACGAUCCUGUCCGGAUUCGUCGCCUUCGGCGUGGUAAAGCAAAAUAAACAACAAUAAAGAUGACAACGAUAGCAACAGGAUCGGACGAAUGAGAUGAGAAUCGUUUCCCGCGAUUUGUUUGCUGAUGACGAGGAUAAUGAUCGAUUGCUGCAUCUAACUAUGCUUGGAGACAUAACGCUAACACAAAGCGGAGCGAAAGAAGUUGCGCGGCUUUUUACUAAAAUAUAAUAUCAAGGACCGAGGACAGUGUCCUUUGAAAGAAAAAUCGAACUAAGGAAUGAACAGAGCACGACCCUAGAAUUGAAGAUGAUCGCAAUCAAUGGCUGACAUUCUACCAGCUAAAUCUCCGUAUCUUUGUAGGUUACAACGCUCUCUUUUACGUUUCCUCUGCAAUCCGACAGUGAAGAUAUCGCGAGAUAUACAUAAUUAUUUCGAUCCCUUACAUUUUCUCAUUGGAUUGGAAAUACUGAGAAACGGGUUACGACCGCCGCGAGGUUACAUUUCUAUUCCUCUUUACAAAAUACGCAUUGAUUUCAUGAAGUAUCGGAAUUAUUCGCGAGGAUCGACAUGUGCUCCUCCUCACUGUGACUGACUGUUUAGAAUGACGAAUAAAACGAAACAGAGAAAGAAAAAGAAGCAGAUUGAGCGAGGUAGAGAGAGAGAGAGAGGGAGGG